Zingiber officinale is the source of this 626-nucleotide messenger RNA. Its product is annotated as cytochrome c oxidase subunit 5b-2, mitochondrial-like. Gene Ontology annotation, cellular component: mitochondrial envelope. The record is from RefSeq and is a predicted model, not a curated record. The transcript is spliced from 6 exons. Bases 73 to 570 code for a protein of 165 amino acids. Lineage: Eukaryota; Viridiplantae; Streptophyta; Magnoliopsida; Zingiberales; Zingiberaceae. Gene Ontology annotation, biological process: mitochondrial electron transport, cytochrome c to oxygen.
CCUAAUAAGAGAAGCGAAGAAGAAAGGGCAGCGGCUGGAGCCUGAAGGGGCGGCUGCGUCCGGAGAUCACUUAUGGCAUCGGCGAGAAUACGAGAUACGAUGUGGAGGAGAGCGUGCGUUGCUUACUUACGAUCCGCCCUGCCAAGGUCCCGCUCCGCCUCCCUGACCGGCCCCGGAAGCACUCUCGCUCCCGCUUCAUCGUCCUCGCCGUUUGUCUCCACCUCCUGCCUCUUCUCAUCCGAUUCCGGUGAUGGGAAGUUGAAGAAGAGGGCCGAGGAUGCGAUGCCCAUCGCCGCUGGGAUCGAACGCGUGGAACUUGAGGCCGAGCUCGAGGUGAAGAAGCGCUUCGAAAAUAUAGAUGAACCAGUUGGUCCUUUCGGCACCAAGGAAGCACCUGCUAUCAUUCAAUCUCGUUAUGACAAGAGGAUAGUUGGCUGUCCCGGGGGUGAAGGGGAGGAUGAACAUCAUGUUAUUUGGUUUUGGUUGGAGAAAGGCAAGCCACAUGAAUGCCCUAUUUGCUCCCAGUACUUUGUGCUGGAAGUGGUUGGUAAGGGAGGGCCUCCACCUUAGAUCUGGAGCUGAUGGCGAUCAUUAGAUCUGGAGCUGAUCUCUGCUAAAAAAAAUUU